Molecule: messenger RNA, 1973 nt
Organism: Cyprinus carpio (common carp)
Lineage: Eukaryota; Metazoa; Chordata; Actinopteri; Cypriniformes; Cyprinidae
Product: arf-GAP with dual PH domain-containing protein 1-like
Exons: 11
Coding region: 137-1213 (358 amino acids)
Biological process (GO): positive regulation of GTPase activity
Cellular component (GO): plasma membrane; intracellular membrane-bounded organelle
Molecular function (GO): phosphatidylinositol bisphosphate binding; GTPase activator activity
Source: RefSeq, a predicted model, not a curated record
UUUGGUUUUUAUUGAUGCGGAACAACAAGUCCGAACAAACUCUGCUGCUCCACUUCCGAAUGUUUGAAACACCUCCACCAGACCAGCGCCUCCUCCUGCAGCUCCCGAGGAGACACCGAUCCGCUCCACCGGGCCGAUGACGGAGAACGAGCGAGCCGCCAGAACCCUUAAACACGUUCUGCAGAAACCGGGGAACGGCAGCUGCGCGGACUGCGGCGCCGACAAUCCGGAAUGGGGCUCCUGUUCUCUGGGCGUCUUCAUCUGUCUGGCCUGCUCCGGGGUCCAUCGCAGUAUCCCCGACCUCGGAAAAGUCAAAUCGCUCCGACUCUCACGCUGGGAGGAUUCAGAAGUUCAGUUCAUGUCUGAGCGAGGGAAUGAUGCCAUGAACGCCGUGUAUGAAGCUGCACUUCCUGUUUACUACUACAAACCCACACACAGAGACUGCCAUGUAGCUGAUGGAUCCGGCGCGAAUCCGGUUGAGGAGGAGUUCAUGCCAGAACGGCAAAGAGCUUUCUAUGAGGAACGGAAGAGGGGGCGGGACAAUGGACAGUUCCUGAACAGACGAUUCGUUCUAUCGCUGAGGGACUGCACACUAAAGUACUUCACUAAACUCGACGCUAAGGAACCCAAAGCUGUUCUAAAGGUGGACACCAUCAACGCACUUGCUUCAACGCCCGCUUGGAAAUCUUCUGACUGGUCGUGUGUGUGUGUCUCUGUCUCUCUUCUCCAUCAGGAGAUCGUGGAGUGGUUUAACUGCAUCCGCGCGGCGCAGCUGCACUACCUGAAGGUGGCGUUCCCUGGAGCCACGGACGCUGAGCUGAAGCCCAAACUCACACGCAGCUUUCUGAAAGAGGGAUACAUGGAGAAAACCGGCCCGCGGCAAACAGAAGGCUUUAAGAAGCGCUGGUUCACGCUGGAUCACCGGAGGCUCAUGUACUUCAAAGAUCCUCUGGAUGCGUUUGCUAAAGGCGAGGUGUUCCUGGGGCACAGAGAUCAUGGGUACCGCAUUACGAUCGGACUCCCCGCCGGGACCCACUACAACGGGUCGUGGCAGUACGGCAUCACCAUAGAAACGCCCGACCGCAGCUUCCUGUUCACCUGUGAAACAGAUACGGAGCAAAAGGAUUGGAUGAGACAUUUCAAUGCAGUCAUCAACACUCCCAUGAGCCCACAGGAGUACACAGUGGAGGCCUACUUCAAACACAAACACUGAUGGAUCAGGGAACCUUCGGCGUGACCUCUGACCUUUCACCUGUGACCUCUGCAGCUGACCCGCCACAGAUCUCACAGCUUGUGCCUCGGAUGUUUGUGUUUUUAAGUUGUUUUACACUAAGUAUUUGUUUGAAUACUGUACUAUAUGAUUCUGUAUCAUUACAUCUUGAAACUCAGAGUAUUUUGUCUCCAUAACAUUAUAUUUGCAUGUCUGUGUUUUCCACAAACUGUUUGCUACCAAAUCUUGUUUUUUUUUAAAUCUUGAUUUUUUUAUUUUUAUUUUAGGAUUAACCGCUCCAUCUAGUGGGGAGAUUAAGUUAUUUAACCACUGACCCUUCACAUGAACAUUUAUUAAAACGAUUUGCAACACAUUUUUAAGUGAAAGUCAACUCUCUAAUUCUAAACCUCCUUUUAUUACAUAUUAAAGGGACAGUUCAGUCAAAAAUGAUAAAAAAUAUCAUCCUGUCAUCAUUUAUUCACCCAAAUGUUGUUCCAAACCUGAAUGACUUCCUUUCUUCUAUGGAUUACAAAAGGAGAUGUUUAGCAGAAUGUUCACACUGCUCAUUUUCAUACAAUAACAGGUUAUAGUGACCACGUUUAGCCUCAAAAAAGCCCAAAAACCUUAUAAGUGUCAUAAAACUAUCCAUCAUGUCUGGCAAAAAUAUUCACACCCCUUCAUUUUUUGUCACAUCUUGUCAUGUUGCAAUCUUUUUUUCCAUGAUGGCAAGUUUAUAUAUAUAUAUAUAUAUAUAUAUAUAUAU